AUGUUUUCAACUAGAUAUGACCCAGCUAACGAUAUGAUAGAGAAUGAACUGAUGAACUUUAAGAAACGAAAAAUAGAACAUGUUAAGGAAAAGAAAGGGCAAAUUGAUCACGAACAUGACUUUGAUAUAAAAGUUGCAGCCAAAUCGGAACCAGAAUCAGAUGUCGAAAUGCAAGAUAAUAAUCAUGAAUCACGUUUGCAAGAGACUUCAUAUGCACAGAAACACUCGUCAAUUUUUGAAAAAUUUAAACUAUCUACUGAAUCUUCAAGAGAUAUUGAUGAUAAAUUUAUCAAGGACGAAGAAGAGGUAAAUUACGAAGAUUUAAAACCUUUACCUCAACCCGUUUUGCCGGAAGACGAACGAUUGAAAUCUAACAAAAGUCAUUUGAAGAACCUUGAUUGGCUUACUCAACCUCAAUAUUUUUCAACUUCAGACGUAGUACCAUUUGAAAAUUUCAGCCUUUCACCAUUUAUAAUGAAAAAUUUGAAAAAGUUAGAAUUUCAUAAUGCAUUUGCUGUUCAAGUUGCUGUAUUAGAGAUGAUUAUACCCGAAAUAACAGCCAAUAAAUUGAGACCAGAUACUUUUGGCGAUAUAUUGGUAAAUGCAUCAACUGGUUCGGGUAAAACCUUGGCAUAUCUGAUACCCAUCUUAGAAGCUUUACAUGAUAGGGUUGUUCCAAAAGUUAGAGCUAUUAUUUUAGUUCCUACAAAACCUUUGAUAAAUCAAGUUCGAACUACUUUAUUGCAAUUAUCACAAGGUACAAAUUUAAAUAUUGUAAAUUUAAGAAAUGAUAUUUCCAUUAAAGAAGAAUCAAAUAAAUUGCUCAAUUCUGUUCCUGAUAUAAUAGUAAGUACGCCAGGGAGACUAGUUGAUCAUAUCACUCAAAAUUCAAUUGAUCUAUCAAUGUUGAGGUUUUUAGUUAUUGAUGAAGCUGAUAAAUUGUUAAAUCAAACUUUCCAAAAUUGGUCACUGAUUCUCAUAGAUAUGAUCAACCAAAAUAUAAAUAUUUCAAAAGUAUGGAAAUUGUCAGUUCAAAAAUUAAUCUUUUCAGCUACUCUAACCACUGAUGCAGGUAAAUUAUCGAGCUUAAACUUUAUAAAACCAAGACUAAUAAUUGUAAAUGACUCGCAGCAAUUAGUUAAUGAAAUGUUUCAAGUACCUUCAACUCUUAAAGAGUUUAAAAUGGUUUUUGGUGUGGCAAAGAAUUCGAUAAAACCAUUGAUACUAACCAAAUUUUUGAUAUCUCAAAGUAAACUUUCCAAUAUAUUAAUAUUUACAAGUUCAAAUGAAUCAUCAAUCAGACUAGCGAAAAUUUUGCAAAUUUUAUUUAAUGAAUUAAAUUUAAAUAUCAAUGUACAAUAUUUAAAUUCAACAAAUAAUAAAGCAGUGAUUAGGAAUAAAAUUUUAAAAGAUUUCAACAAUCAAUGUAUCAACAUUUUAGUUGCAACAGAUUUAAUAGCUAGAGGUAUAGAUAUAACAUCCAUUACAGAUGUCAUUAAUUAUGACUUACCAAAUUCAUCAAGAGAAUAUAUUCAUAGAGUUGGUCGUACUGCAAGAGCAAAUCAACCUGGUGCAGCUUAUAAUUUAAUAUUUGGCAAAGGUGAACAACAAUGGUUUAAUUCAUUUUCAAAAGACAUUGGUAGAAAUAAUAAAGUGGUUGAAGAUAUUCAAUUGAAUUUAAAAGAAUUAAUUACUGAUAAUGAUGAAGAAGUUUAUCAAAAUAGUUUAAAUCGUUUACAAGAUUUAAUUAAAGAUUAA
Insectozyma verbasci is the source of this 1758-nucleotide messenger RNA. The record is from the annotation of a GenBank genome assembly. Lineage: Eukaryota; Fungi; Ascomycota; Pichiomycetes; Serinales; Debaryomycetaceae.